Schistocerca nitens (vagrant locust) is the source of this 7163-nucleotide messenger RNA. It is a transcript of the gene Scox, whose product is annotated as protein SCO1 homolog, mitochondrial. Gene Ontology annotation, molecular function: copper chaperone activity; copper ion binding. The coding region runs from base 230 to 1039 and encodes 269 amino acids. The transcript has 5 exons. Gene Ontology annotation, biological process: intracellular copper ion homeostasis; mitochondrial respiratory chain complex IV assembly. The record is from RefSeq and is a predicted model, not a curated record. NCBI's taxonomy places the organism in Eukaryota, Metazoa, Arthropoda, Insecta, Orthoptera, Acrididae. Gene Ontology annotation, cellular component: mitochondrial inner membrane.
CUGGGUGAUAGUGUGAAAUUGUAUGGAUUGUAAAAAGGAAAAAUUUGGUGACGAAUAAAUUCAUUAGUUAUAUAGCGGAAAACAUUUAAUACAUACCAUGGAGAGUGUCUACUCCCGUCAGAGUGCUAUACGUUCACAAGAAACGCCGUAUCUCUGUAGUAUAUGAGUGAUGACCCGUACGUAACCUCUCUCGUUACUAGUUGGGGCGUGCGCAGAUUGUGUGUAAACAAUGUCGAAAGUUCUGCCGAGACUACAUUAUUUGCUUAGAAAUAGAAAUAGUCUGAUGACAGGAACAUGUACCGGUGUCAGAAGGUACGCUACGGACGAUUCAACUAGUACAUCGACAAAGAUUCCAGGUGGAAAAGAAGAUGGGAAGAAGGGAAAGGGUGGUCCAGUAACCUGGAAAACAGUGGGUAUUACAGCUCUUGUAGGUGGUUCCCUGGCAGCUUUUAUGCUCCAUUUGAAGAACGAGAAACAACAAGCGCGCGACCGCGAGAGGAAGCGGCAGCUGGGCAAGGCGGCCAUCGGCGGUGCCUUCGAGCUCGUGGACUGCGAGGGCCGGCCGCGCUCCAGCCGCGACUUCCUGGGUCAGUGGCUGCUCAUCUACUUCGGCUUCACGCACUGUCCCGACAUCUGCCCGGACGAGAUCGAGAAGAUGGUCGCCGUCGUCGAAACGCUCGACAAGCUGGAGGACGUGCCGAAGGUGCAGCCGCUUUUCAUCACAGUGGACCCGGAGCGAGACACGCCCACCAUCGUGGGCAAGUACUGUGCCGAGUUCUCGCCGCGCAUCAUCGGGUUGACCGGCUCGCCGGAGCAGGUGCAACGUGCCUGCAAGGCGUACCGCGUCUACUCGAGCGCCGGGCCCCGCGACGUCGAAGACGACUACAUUGUGGAUCACACCAUAAUCACGUACUUGGUGAACCCGGACGGAGAGUUUGUGGACUAUUACGGCCAGACGCGAACUGUCGAAGAGGUCGCUAACAGCAUCCAGUUCAACAUGGUCAAAUACAAUGAGGUGCACAAGAAAUCGUGGUUCUAGCUCGCAGCACUGACGGAGGGCCGGCGACACUCGGGAUUGCGGCGGGCCGCCGGGGUGUAGCCGUUUCACGGGACAGUCGCCGAACUGACCGAGGAGUUGCUCGUCGGUAUCGAUCGGUGGUGGCAACGGGACAGUCUGUGUUCUCGUUUUAAGCGCGCCGUGUCAUCUAGAAUUUGCUUGCACUCGGGACAGGCUCCUUUCUAGUAUCGCAAUCGGAGGCAGAAGCAGGCUGUGAAUAGGAAGAAGGGUGAAAUGAUCACCGCAAGUAAUAUUUCGGUGGCGAAAUCUUUCUAGUAACACGCAGGCAUUAGGUCUGUGGCAGAAACCUCAGGGGAGUUGUGGACUAGAGAGAAAUGUCGGUUGUGCUUUUUGUAUACACUCUUUGACAAACGGGAUGUGGUUGCACAUUGUUCUUCUACAUAACUUUCUAGAAAGUAACUUCAGGCCAAGUAAUUACUAUUUCUAAUAUUUUAUUUUCCAGAGGAGGUGUAGCAUUUAAGACCAGUAUACGUUUCUCAGUAUUCUUUGAGAAAAAACUGACUGUGUACCACACAUUACAUUUUCCUCGUCAUCGGACUUUGUACGGUAAACACGUAUCUUUUGUAGUGGCCCUGCUUGUAAAUACUGCUGCAAUUUCCUUCCAUCGUUCCAGUAUUUUGAAAACAGGAUUUGAAGGUCAGUACCCACAUACUAUCUACUUAAAGGAGUAAAUGUGCUGUUCAAAAACACUGAAAAAAGUUGACUUUGGAAUGUUCUGAGCACUAAUAAAUACAAAACUAUAGAAUAUUAUGGGCAUUUGAAAGAGAGCUACGUGUAGCUUAGCAUGUAGUGUUCUAGUAUUGCAACAGCAGUGUUAUCAGUUUGAUUCUUGCUACUGUCAACUUUUUUAUUUAUUUAUUUGUUUUCUUUAUCUUUACAUGAAUUGCCUGUUUUGGUUUAGUGUCUAGAGCACUAGACUCUGGCUCUAGGAGUCCUGGAUUGGUGCAUGGAUUUUUCUUCAUUCCUAUCUCUCCUGGAAGGUCUCAGAUCUACUCAGCCUGCUGCCAAAAUGAGUGCUAGGGGUCACCCCUGCGGGUAAAGAAUGAGCAGGCCUAGGAGCUCCACACACCUCCCCGUGCACCAGUAGGAAGGCUGUAAUCCACCUGCAGUCAGGCUGAUAGUUCAUUUAUGGGCUUGCACCAUAGGCUUUACAUUUACCUUUACUUUCAUGUGAAUGGUAUAUUUAUUAUCAAAUUGAAAUGUGAAUUAACAAACAUUUGAUAAAACGAUGGAAAAUCCAGGAUCAAAUGUAACAAUAUUAUGAGAACAAAAGUAGUUACUCACCAUAUAACGGAGCUGCUGAGUGGCAGAUAGGCACAACAAACAGACUCUGACAAUUCACACACACACACACACACACACACACACACACACAACUGCAGGCUCAAGCAACUGAAACCACACUCAGUUGCCUGAGACUGCAGCCGUGUGUGUGCGUGUAUGUGAGUGUAUUGUUGAGGAAGACCUUAAUGGCUGAAAGCUUUAAUUGUGAUAGUUUUUUUGUCGUGCCUAUCUGCCACUCAGCAUUCAAACAUUGGAUCAUAAUUUUUUAAUAAAACAACUUAUUUUUAGUUAAUAAUUGUAUAAAAAUGGAAGUACUGACAAUACAGCAACAUUUUUCUUUACAAAAAUGCAAAAUGUAUUAUUGUUAAAUGAAAUAUGGGGUGAUUUUUAUUAAUGUUUAAAAACCUCGGAAAUGAUGUAGGUGACGCUGAGGCAGUUAAUUUAAUAUAGAAGUGUGGAGAAAAACCCAAAAAGUGGAUGACAAAUGUCGAAUGUGUGACAUCGUCACACGACUUAUCUCGCUGCACGUGCAGCGGUUGAGCCCGUCGGUCGGUCGCACCCGAUCGCCCUGACCCGAGUCGAGUAUUCCCUUCGGUGUGGCGCCGUGCCCGUGUGCACAGCUAUCGUGCACAGAGCUCGAGGGUCGAGUCGUGUGUCUGACCGGCAGUAUAUUUUUCAUUGCGUGAGACCGUUAAGUGUUUCAUUGAGGUAUUAAUUUAUUUAUCGGUCUCACAGUCUCUGCUAGUUUAUUGCAAAGUACAGCACAACAAAGUCCUACCAAAUAAUGCCACUAGUAAAUGAGUAUAAGCUACCAAAUGGCAUCAUUACCAGUAAACGACCUAUAUUUACUUUAUGACUAACUAACCGUGAAUAAAUAAAGUAGGGGGUACAGGAAAGAAACAUAAAAUAAGGACAGCUUUUUCUCGGUUACGACGACGACAAUAAUCUGGCAUCUUCCAUUUUAGGACAGAUAAAACAGUGGAAAAUCCAGGAUGGAAUGUUAUUGUAGAACAGUUUACAUUUACAAAAGGUGUUCAAAAUUUGCUCCAUUUGCUCGAAUUCAAGUAUUGCAUCGCUCAGUCAUCCGUUCACACGUGCACUCAAAUAUAUGCACCCUGUUUUGGAUGGGUCAUCACGUGCCUUAACAUUUGUUAUCUACUUUUGGGGUAUUUUCCAAAAUUAGCAGCCCCAUGUGCUUUAUAUUAAAUUACUUGUCUCAGUGACAUUUACGUCGUUACUGGGCUUUUAAAACUUUAAGAAGAAUAACCCCAUAUAUAUUUUGCAUUUUUGUAUGAAAUUAAAAUUUGUUAUGAGCACUCACGUUUUGUGCAGUUAGUAAUAAAGAUCUAAAAAAGUAAUUUUUAUAUCAAGUCAUGAUUUAACAGUUGUUAAUUGAUAUUUCAAUUUGUUAAUAAAUAUAGACAUAAAGUAAAGAAGGAAGAAAGUUUAAAAGUUGAGAAUUGAACCAUUGACUUUGUUACUGUGUGACUAUAAUGCUAUGCAGUGAGCUACAAGCGGCUGUUUUUAAACACACAAAAUGUUUUGCAUUUUAAUACUUAAAAAGUUUUUGAAACCUUCAAAGUCAUAUUAUUUUUUAUUUUUUUUUUAGAACUGUAAGGCUCCCUCGGCUGUACCAGUUUACUAGAUUUCUGCACAUUUCCUCAGUACACUUUCGGCGAAUGCUGGGAAGGUACAUCGUACAACUCGGCAGUCACUUUCUUACCAGGGGACUGAUCACCUCAGAAGUUAAGUCCCGUAGUGCUCGGAGCCAGUUUCUUACCCAGUCCUCGUCGUCAUAAGAGUGCCGAGUGGUCUGUGCGUCUGACAGACUUGCGGAGGACCCGCAUUUGAUUUUCAGUACCGCCAGACAGUUUUCCUCCCGGGGGAAGACAGGAUCACUGUGCGCACACUGUAGUGAGGCCCUAAAACGGAAAGCAGCGACUCCGAGGUCUGGGAAACUGAAAAUGCCCCGAAGAGAGGUGCAUCGAUCUGGCAGGCCUCUGUUCCACGUCCGAAUGACACCGUGCAGCAAGGAAUGACAAGGAAGCUAGCCGGUAUCGUGUGGACCUCUGAGCUUGCUCUUGAAGUUUCUUUUUACUAUUCCUUGUGUGAAUAGGCUGGCAGUCUUCCUCUGACGUUCAGGAUCAGGUGACGUGAUGACCUUCCCGCACAAGGUCUGAACCCCUAGCCCACUGCCGGAUGUACAAUUUCUUUUUCCCUUAUUAACUGAAGGCAGUUUCUUUCAGAAUGGUUCAGCCUUUUGCUGCCUCAUUCCCAUCUGUCCAUGCUCUUAUCUGUAACAAUCAUAUUGAGAAAUGGUCACAAUCUUCUUCUUUUCUUGUAAAGGCUUUGUCUUAUCGCUGCUACUGUUGUCCCCUGUCAUGUGCUGUCCUCUUCAUUUCUUGAUAAUUUUUGGCAUUUCUACAUAUAAUUUUAACUCUGUAAAUUUCCACAAAGUUUUGUUUUCCUUUUUUAGGCAGUUGCUAUGCAGGUUCUCAGGCAACUGAUCUGAUUCAGAAUAUCUUCAUUGGUUUUUCUUUCUUUCCGUCCGUCUGGCCCUCAUUGGCCUUCUCCGAAGCUACAUUUCUGUAGCUUCAGAGUGCUUUGUCUGACCAUGAUAGGAACCAGUUUCCUCAGCUGUUCAGAAGCCGCUUCAAAUGAACUCUUGGCAAAUUGCUCCCCCCCCCCCCCCCCCCCAUACCGAAAGUCUUGUUCACUAGUUAUCUCAUUCAUUGUAAACAUGUUUAAUUGUUGCAGUUAUUUUUCUGAGUUCCAUACUGUAUCUGUCAUUAUCUGUAAUUAAUGUGCCAAAAAUAAAAUGUGUCAAGUUUUUGAUAAUUGUUGCUUACAUGAAGGCAAGCUUCAGCUGCUGCCCCUUGCAGUCAAAACUGUCAGGUACCAUUUUUCAGUGCCAUUAGACAAUGUAACAAGUGAAGUGUGAAGCAGCAGGGGUUUGUGCAGAAAGAAGGAACUGCCCUGAAGGUGGCCAGUGUGUGACCGAAGCAGUGCAUCUUCCAGUUCUUCCCUUUCUUCUGUUUGCUAAAUUUUGAAAUCCACAACAUUAGUAUUGCUAGAGAGCUGAGUGUUUGUAUGUAUUGACAGAAUGUUGCAAAUAAGGUACAGUGUUCACAUUCACGUUAAGAAAGUCCUAUAAAAUUUAAUUUGAGACCACUGUUUGAACAGAAAUAUUUCAGACGAAGACUGCAGUGUCUGAAUUUCCAGUUUAGUUGUUCCUCAAUUUCAGUCUCAUUGGUCUUAUUCUUUUUUUCUAAUUAAUUGUACCUUGUGGACCAGUCUGUGCUCAUUGUAUGUUCAUCCUCACUUAUUCUUGUCACAAUAUUUUUAAAAAAAUAUCUGUUAAAAGAAGUCUCGCAUUUACCGAAUGUGAUUAUUUAGUCAGAUCCGUAGCCCGUAGCAUUGCGAGCAGUUUACGGUAUUGUGCACUUGUCAGCUGCUGUCUUCAGUGGAACUUUAUUGCAUUUAUUGUGUAUGGCUCAUCUUGUUAAUUUUGCAGUGUAGUUCUGCACACUUUAUUUUCAACUUGGCCAGCUUACUGCAGAAGAGAUGGUCCUGCAGAGAUUAAUAGGAAAGAGAAAUCACAAAAUAUGUUAUUGGCAAGUGUGACGUGUCUUUUAGGUACGACAGUAAGAGAGUCUCAGAGACAGUGACUUAUAUAAAGUGUUCUUUGUCAUCUGUGUGUGCAUUGUUGCUCAGUCAGUGGUGAAGUGCCUCACAUAUGAUGAAAGCUAAUUAGUAAUCUGCUUUCCUCACACACCUCCCAUCUCUCUGCCACGUGUCGCGUAAUGCCGUACUGGUAGUUCUCAAAAUCUGCGUUCUCACACCAGAUCCGUUCAUUACUUGAGAGAUUUGCUCAGAACUGUUAAUCCAGUAGUGCCACUUCUCAUUAGCGACAAUGUCCAGAUUUUGUAAGUAGGCAUCAGUCAUCCUCGGUUUAGUAGAGCAUAAAUAAACCGCAAAUCCCUCCACUUGUUUGACGUAUCACAUUUCCCGACAGAGUGGAAACAGCUACUUCUUGGUUUUGAAUAAAAAUAGUGGAGCUUCUUCAUACAAUCACAUACGCUUUGCUUGUAUGUUUUUAUAUCUGUCAGAACUCGUCCCAAUCUCCCGACAGCAGGCAGUAUGUGUCUCAUUUAUUUUGCCUCAGUUUCAUCAUAUAGAUUCUUCUUAUUUGUAGGUGAAUGUAGCUAUUUGAAAUACUGUCAUUUAAAGCCCAUGAUGGAUUUUAGUUCAUUGUACGUUUUUGAAUUUUUAUUGGGGCACCUGUUCAUAUUGUUAUGAAAGUGAUUUUGGAGGAGUGUUGUCUGUGUAGUAAUUAUUUUUGAAAUUAUUGAGAAACUAGAUCUAGAACUUUUUAACUUCACACUGUUCUGUUCAGUAUACACGUUAUAGAGAGUAGGCACAGUACGAGUCAGAGUUAGCUUUUUGUAGCAGCUGUGUCGUAUCACAGCAUCGCACACAGCUUGUGGCGUGCAGAGAUUGUGAACGUUCCAUAUUGAGGACCUCCCGUCUGUGCUCGGUGGACUAUUCUGAUGAAAUGAAACACACUUACGACAUCAGCUGCUGGCCUAUUGAGGAGCUAAUGCUAAUUAGUUUUUUGCCGUCACCAGAAUAGUGUGUGCGUGUGAAGUGUAGCAGCUCGGGAACCUGUGUCGAGUAGACACCUACGGAGCAAUUUUGCACCGUUUGUCGAAUGUCAUAGUGAACUAGUGUUCUGAUUCUGUAUUAAAUACAAAGACAGAAUUAUACAACUAUAUUUGUUUAAUUUUUGUAAACUUAAUUU